AUGGGGGUGGCCCCUUCCCCGGCUCUUACAGCAGGCUGCCCUGACAGGUGUGUGUGUGACGACCAGCUGGUGGUCCAGUGUGCCGGGCAGGAGCUCACCCUCUUCCCCAUCGACCUCCCUCUAGCUACCCGCCAACUCAUCAUCUCCAACAACCGCAUCAGAGAACUUCCAGCAUUGCAACUGAACUACCUGUCUGAUCUAGUAUACCUGGACGUCAGCAACAACACCCUGAUGGAGAUCUCUGAGUCCACCUUCGGGAAUCUCCGGAAGCUGGCCUACCUUGACCUGUCCUUCAAUACACUGACCCAGAUCGAGGACCGGACGUUUGGACCGUUGUCUAGCCUUGUGAUGCUACGGCUAACAGACAACCCGGGGCUAAGUGAGAUCCACCCGGACGCAUUCUCAGAGAACGUGGCUCUGCAGGUGCUGGAUGUGAGCAGGAACAACCUGACGACGCUGAACAUCAGCUCUCUGAUUGCCCUGCCCUCUCUGCGCUCCAUGGGGCUCAGUGGAAACCCCUGGAGGUGUGACUGCGAGACGGAGGACCUCUGCCUCUGGGUCCAAAUAGAAGGAUUCAAGUUCCAAGACGAGGGCCAGACAGUGUGCCAGGAGCCUCCAGAGCUGUCUGGGCAACGGCUGGCUGAAGUGGGCAUGCAGCUGAGGGCAGACUGCCACCAGGGCCUGGGCUACUGGGACUACCUGUUCUUCAUCGCUAUCGGCUUUGUCAUCUUCAGUGCCGGCACCGUGUCGGCAUGGGUGAUGGGUGUCCUCAUGGUGCUGUACGAGAGAUACAACAAGAGGAAGGGGGAAGACAUGGACAGUGAUGAUGAGGAGGAGAGACAUAUGGGGGGAGGGAUGAUGGGGGGAAGUAAUCAGGGGAAUGGGGAUGUGAAUAAGCCUGGCAUGCAGGUGUGA
Messenger RNA from Salvelinus namaycush (lake trout), 915 nucleotides. Its product is annotated as leucine-rich repeat-containing protein 52-like. Gene Ontology annotation, cellular component: voltage-gated potassium channel complex. Gene Ontology annotation, molecular function: transmembrane transporter binding; voltage-gated potassium channel activity; potassium channel activator activity. The record is from RefSeq and is a predicted model, not a curated record. The coding region runs from base 1 to 915 and encodes 304 amino acids. Lineage: Eukaryota; Metazoa; Chordata; Actinopteri; Salmoniformes; Salmonidae. The transcript is spliced from 2 exons.